AUGGCGGUGGAGACGCGGCCGGAGCUGGUGGGGAAGCGGUUCCUGUGCGUCGGCGGCGGCGAGGAGCCGCCGGAGAGCGGGCGCUGGCGGGCCGGGGUCAUCCGCGCCGUGUCGCAGCGGGACUCGCACAGCGCCGAGCUCGCGGUAUACGUGGAAUUUGAUGACCUUGAAUGGGAAAAACGAGAAUGGGUUAAAGUUUAUGAAGAUUUUGCAACGUUCUUGGUGGAGUACCAGCUGGUCUGGGCGAAACGAAAGGACCCAAGCCAGACUCAGGGAUCAAAGAGCAAACAAAUUCAAUGGCCUGCAUUGACAUUCAAGCCCUUGGUUGGAAAAAGUGUGUACAAUGCAGUUACUGCAGUAGAAUUCCUUGUGGACAAGCAGCUGGAUUUUAUAACUGAAGAUAGUGCCUUUCAGCCCUAUCAGGACGACGUAGACAGUCUAAACCCAGUUCUCAGGGAUAACCCGCAGUUACAUGAGGAGGUAAAAGCCUGGGUAAAGGAGCAAAAGGUUCAGGAGAUUUUUAUGCAAGGUCCGUACUCCUUAAAUGGUUAUAGGGUGAGAGUAUACAGACAGGAUUCUGCCACCCAGUGGUUUACUGGUAUAAUUACUCAUCAUGAUCUCUUCACUCGCACUAUGGUUGUUAUGAAUGACCAGGUGUUAGAACCUCAAAAUGUUGAUCCUUCUAUGGUUCAGAUGACCUUUCUAGAUGAUGUCGUUCACUCUUUGUUGAAAGGUGAAAAUAUUGGCAUCACUUCACGCCGAAGGUCUCGUUCCAACCAGAACAGCAACACAGUUCAUGGUCAUUUUACACGUGCGCAAGCAAAUAGUCCCAGGCCAGCAAUGAAUCCCCAAAGUGCAGCACCCAAACAGCCUUCCCAGCAGCAGCAGCAGCAGCAGCCGCCGCAGCCGCAGCGCAGUACUCGGCCGAACAAAAGGAAAGGCUCCGACAGCAGCGCGCCUGACGAGGAGAAGAUGAAGGAAGAGAGAUACGAUUACAUUGGGCGAGGAGAACACCCCAAAGCCAAAAAUAAACACUUCCUUAGUAAAAGAAGAAAACCUGAAGAGGAUGAAAAGAAAUUAAACAUGAAGAGACUGCGGACGGACAAUAUCUCAGAUUAUUCUGAGAGCAGCGACUCGGAAAUCUCAAAUAAAAGAUUAACAGAUUCGUCCUCAGAGCAAAAUUCGGAAAAUGAGUUAAAAGGCAAGAACACUUCAAAGAUAAAUGGAGAGGAGGGAAAAUCCCAAACUAUUGAGGAAUUACAGGAGCAGACACUACCAGAUAGGCAGUCUCCAUGGCGUGAAAUACAGGAGGAUAAAAAACGUGAAGAGACAGAAAGACUGAAGUCAUCUGUCUUAGAUCAGCAGGAACAGUCUUCACUCCAUGCAGCAGAGCAGCCAACACCUUAUGAGCAGAAUGCCAAGGAUCCACAUGUGCAAGAGUGCAGCGCAGAAAAACAUCAUACUGUGGAAUUAAAAAAUGAGCAGUUUGUACCCAGACCUCCUACUCCAAAAUGUGGUGUUGAUAUAACUAAUGUAAACAGCUCUGAGAAGGAGAGCCAGGAUACUGCUGCAAGUACCUUUGGUUUGCAGACGGUUCAGAAAACUGAAUCUCAGAGCAGUGAUUUAAAACAGCAGUUUGCAAAUGCAAAUUUCCUUGAAACAAGAAAACAGGAAACUGAUCAAAGUUGGGUGAGCAAUGUUGUUAACAAGACGAGUUUGAUACAACCUGGGGUUGUGAAAAACUUACCAGUAACAGAACAUUUGAAUCCUGAAAAAGAGAAAGUGCCGCAUGGCUCAUUUAUACCUUCGUUAAAUGUAGCUUCUUUAGCAGAAGAAAGUAAACUGCGUAAGCAAAGUCCAGUCCCUGAUUCUGUGAAGUCAAAACCUAGUGCUUCAGUUGAUCAUCCUAAAACAAAGUCACCUGAUGUUAAGCCUAAAUUCACCCAAUCUUCUGAUACUGUGAAGUCUAAGGUUAGUUCCCAAAACAGCCAUGCCACAGGAUUAACAAGGUCAGCCAAUAAAAGCGAGCAUGAUUUGCCAAGGUCUAGUUUCCAUCCAGUUCCAGCUAGAGUUAGUGCUCUAGAAACUACUAAAAGUCCUCUUAUCAUUGACAAGAACGAACAUUUCACGGUGUACAGGGACCCCACUCUGAUUGGACAAGAAGCAGGAGCUAAUCACAUUUCACCUUAUUUGCAUCAGCAUAAUUAUCCGCUGCAUUCCUCAUCCCACCGAACCUGUUUAAAUCCGAGCGCUCAUCAUCCUGCAUUAUCUGGUUCAUCCCAUCUGUUAUCUGGGUCUUCCACUCAGACUCCGCUGUCCGCUAUUAACACUCAUCCUCUUAGUACCGCAUCUCACCCUUCUGUUCAUCACCCCCAUCUACUUCCUGCAGUGUUACCCGGAGUGCCUGCCGCCUCCUUGCUGGGUGGCCACCCGCGCCUAGAGACUGCUCACGCUAGCAGCCUAAGCCAUUUGGCAUUGGCACACCAGCAGCAGCAGCAGAUGUUACAACACCAGUCUCCACAUCUUCUUGGACAAGCUCAUCCUUCUGCUUCCUAUAAUCAGCUAGGGCUUUAUCCAAUUAUUUGGCAGUACCCAAAUGGAACACAUGCUUACUCAGGACUCGGUCUGCCCUCCUCGAAAUGGGUCCACCCUGAAACUCCUGUUAACGCAGAGGCUUCCUUGAGAAGGAACACSCCGAGCCCGUGGCUGCACCAGCCCGCACCGGUGACCUCGGCCGAUGGCCUCGGGUUACUGAGUCACAUUCCUGUGAGACCGUCCAGCGCAGAUCCGCUGCGGCCUCUCAAGCUGACGACGCACUCGAGCCCGCCCCUGCCCAAGAGCAUGGCCGAGCAUCACAAGGAAGAACUGGAGAGGAAGGCGUUCAUUGAACCUUUACGCUCUGUUACAACCGCGCCCAUAAAGACGGAGCUGGAGCCGAGCAGGGCGCAGGCGGCCAAGGAGAGCCACAUGCACAGACAUUUCACAGAUCCCUUGCUGAGCCAGCUGCCCAGGGCUCCACCGGAGACCGGUGAGCGGCUGAGCAAGUACAAGGAAGAACACAGGCGAAUACUCCAGGAAAGCAUCGAGGUUGCUCCUUUUACCGCUAAAAUGAAGGCACUGGAGGGGGAGAGAGAGAACUAUUCCAGGGUAACGUCCUUAUCUUCAAGUCCCAAAAGCCAUUCAGUAAAAUAUGACAAAGAUGCAGAGCGUUCUGUAUCAGAACUGUACAAAAUGAAGCACUCGGUUCCKCCGAGUUUGCCACAGAGUAACUAUUUCACCACCCUGUCUAAUAGUGUCGUAAACGAACCACCAAGAUCCUACCCGUCCAAGGAAGCUUCUAACGCCUAUGUUGAUAAGCAGACUAAUUGUCCCUCGACUGCAGCGAGUCCCCAGGCUCUCCCUUCGUACAUCUCCUCUCUUUCCAAACCUCCCCCUUUAAUAAAGCACCAACCGGAGGGCGAAGGCUCUGCAAGCAAGGCAGCUGAGCAGCUUUCGCAGUCAGUGCAGUCUCACUCGGUGGCUUCUUUUAGGAGCGACAGCAGGAGCCCAACUCAGCUGUCAGUGUCAUCUUCAAACACACUCCGCAGUAUGCCAGCCUUGCACAGAGCCCCCGUGUUCCACCCCCCGGUUCACCAGAACCUGGAGAAGAAGGAAAGCAGCUACAGCAGCCUGUCCCCUCCCACUCUAACUCCUGUUCAACCUGUUAAUGCUGGUGGCAGCAAAAUCCAGGAAUUACAAAAGCCUCCCACUUUAGUACCUGAACCCAAGGAAGCUCAGACAGUUUACAAGGGUGUUUCUGAGCAAAAUUUGUCAGAAAUGUGGAAGGCUAACAACGCCCCAAACAGUGAAAAAGUGGACUGGCACGCCGAAAGAACGAGUGGAAAGUCGCAGUCGGCGACAGCGUCUGUUAUUGUGCGUCCCCCUUCCCGCACGAAACACGAGAGCGCAGCAGUGAUGCAGCCACCGGCCAAAGAGCGAGCUAGCGAGCGAGCUUCAGCUGUGACAAAUCAAACAGAUUGCCCGAAAACAGCGGAAGCCAGAGAGACGGGGAGAGUCAUUCUGCCAAAUAUGAACUCAGACGGCGCUCGCACACACUAUGAGAAGAAGUUUCCAGCUGUCUCGCAAGGCAGCCUUGCUAGCGCUGUCGCCCCCGCCACGGCCAUGACCUGCAGCACCAAAACGGACGUAACGGCCUCGGCGGCCACCACUACGAGCGUGUCGAGCUGGGGCGCUUCCCAAGUGACCUGCUCGUCAUCGAGCGCGGCUGGGGCCUGCGCGCCGCCCGAGGGCGCGAGAGCCAGGACUGCCACGGCCGCGCCGGGCAGCGCCAAGGGCGCCGGCGCCGCGCAGCCCUUCUGCCCCUCCGYCGACUUCGUCCACUUGAAGAAGCACAAGGCGGCGCUGGCCGCGGCGCAGUUCAGGAGUAGCAACGCCAGCGAGGCCGAGGCCAGUGCUGCCAAAAGCCAGACAACUUCAGCCUCGCUCUCCGGGGACGCUGCUAUCGUCUGUAAUACAAUAAACAAAGCAAACUCUGUAGGCAGCGGGCAGACUGCCCAGACGAGUCAGCCAAACUACCACACUAAACUGAAAAAGGCUUGGCUAACAAGACAUUCAGAGGAAGAUAAAAACACUAAUAAAAAAGAGAAUUCAGGGAACAGUGUUUCAGAAAUUAUUAAGCCAUGUACUGUCAAUUUAAUAGCUUCUACAUCAAAUGAUUUGCAAAAUAACAUAGAUAGUAAAAUCCUGGCAGAGAAGUUUGUGAAAGAAGAUAAGCACCCUAGGAGAAAAGCAAAAAGAACUUAYGAGUCUGGCUCUGAAAGCGGAGACUCCGAUGAAAGCGAGAGCAAGUCAGAGCAAAGGACUAAACGGCAGCCCAAGCCGACUUACAAAAAGAAACAAAACGAUUUGCAGAAAAAAAAGGGCGAUGCAGAGGAAGAAGUAAAACCGAAUGGUGUUCUUAGCAGGAGCGCCAAGGAAAAAAGCAAGCUGAAGUUACAGAGCAGCAGUACUGGCACUGGCAUACCUCGCUCAGUAUUAAAAGAYUGGCGCAAAGUAAAGAAGCUGAAGCAAACAGGAGAGUCCUUUUUGCAGGAUGAUUCUUGCUCUGAAAUAGGACCGAAUUUGCAAAAAUGCAGAGAAUGUAGGUUAAUAAGAAGUAAGAAAGGUGAAGAAUCGACUCACUCACCAGUAUUUUGUAGAUUUUACUACUUUCGACGGUUGUCAUUCAGUAAGAACGGAGUGGUUAGGAUAGAUGGUUUCUCCUCUCCUGAUCAAUAUGAUGAUGAAGCACUGAGUUUAUGGACACAUGAAAACUAUGAAGAUGAUGAACUGGACCUAGAAACUUCUAAGUACAUUUUAGAUAUGAUAGGCGAUAAGUUCUGUCAGUUAGUAACAUCUGAGAAAACAGCCAUGUCCUGGGUGAAGAAAGACGCCAAAAUCGCAUGGAAGAGAGCAGUGAGAGGAGUCCGUGARAUGUGUGAUGCAUGCGAAGCCACAUUAUUUAACAUUCACUGGGUCUGCCAAAAAUGUGGAUUCGUGGUCUGCCUGGAUUGUUAUAAGGCAAAGGAAAGGAAAAGCUCGAGAGACAAGGAGCUCUAUGCCUGGAUGAAGUGUGUGAAGGGGCAGCCUCAUGAUCACAAACACUUGAUGCCAACUCAGAUUAUUCCUGGCUCUGUUUUGACAGAUCUUCUAGAUGCAAUGCAUAAUAUUAGAGAAAAAUUUGAAAUUAAAUCCCAUUGUCAGUGUACCGCCAAACAGAGCAUGCAAGCUGGCAAGCUCCCUGCAGUGAAUGGCGUAUCUCAGGUCUUACAGAAUGUCCUCAAUCACAGUAAUAAAAUCUCCCUGUGUAUGCCUGAGUCUCAGCAGCAGAGCUCCCCACCAAAGUCCGAGGCCAACGGCAACUCCAGCCCGAGGAGCGACGCGAGCACGGACAGCAAGCUCACCCCGCCGGAGUCGCAGUCGCCGCUGCACUGGUUAGCUGAUCUGGCUGAGCAGAAAGCCAGAGAAGAAAAGAAAGAGAAUAAAGAGUGUCCUUCUGGAAAACAUUCAAAGGAAGAAAAAGAUCAGGAUAAUUUAGAGUCCCCAAACUGUAAAUCCUCCCCUCCUGCGUCCCAGAACAAUGAGCAGGGCUCAACCUUACGAGAUUUACUAACUACAACAGCAGGCAAACUACGCCUCGGUUCUACAGAUGCGGGUAUUGCUUUUGCUCCAGUUUACUCCACAGGAACACCCAGUGGGAAAAGCGGAAGGACCAUGCCAAACAUUCUUGAUGACAUAAUUGCUUCAGUGGUAGAAAACAAGAUUCCACCAAACAGGACACCAAAGAUGAAUGUAAAAUCUGAAAUAAAAGAUGAGCCAAAGGAGGAUAGAAAGUGUAUUCUAGAUGACAGCACUAAAUUGUACAAUGAUAUUCAGUAUUCUUGGAUCUGUGAUAAGCACGUGCUGUGGCUCAGAGACCAUAAAAACAGCAACAACUGGAAGCUCUUCAAAGAGUGCUGGAAACAAGGGAGGCCUGUAUUAGUGUCCGGCAUGCAUAAGAAAAUGAACUUCAGCUUGUGGAAAGCAGAGUCAAUUAGUCUGGAUUUUGGAAACCAGCAAGCUGAUAUCUUGAAUUGCAAAGACAGCAUUAUUUCAAACGCCAAUGUCAAGGAGUUCUGGGAUGGUUUUGAAGAUGUUUCAAAACGGCAGAAAAUAAAAAAUGGGGAAACAGCUCUACUAAAAUUGAAAGAUUGGCCUUCUGGUGAAGAUUUCAAGGCUAUGAUGCCAGCAAGAUAUGAAGACUUAUUAAAAAGCUUACCUUUGCCCGAGUAUUGCAGUCCAGAAGGAAAAUUAAACUUGGCCUCUCAUCUGCCAGGAUUUUUUGUCCGUCCGGAUUUGGGACCCAGACUUUGCAGUGCCUACGGUGUGGCUGCUACUAAAGAUCAUGAUAUAGGAACUACAAAUCUCCAUGUUGAAGUUUCCGAUGUAGUGAACAUCCUUGUUUACGUUGGCAUAGCAAAAGGAAACGGAGUCCUUUCCAAAUCAGGAGUAUUGAAGAAGUUUGAAGAAGAAGAUUUGGAUGAUCUUUUAAGGAAGAGAUUGAAAGAUUCAAGUGAAUUACCUGGUGCUUUGUGGCACAUUUAUGCUGGCAAAGAUGCUGACAAGAUAAGGGAGUUUCUGCAAAAGAUAGCAAAGGAACAAGGCCUAGAAGUUCUACCAGAGCAUGAUCCAAUACGUGAUCAGAGUUGGUAUGUGAACAAAAAACUCCGCCAAAGACUCUUUGAAGAAUAUGGAGUAAAAACCUGUACGGUUAUUCAGUUUCUUGGUGAUGCGAUUAUUCUACCAGCAGGAGCACUUCAUCAGGUGCAGAAUUUUCACAGCUGUGUUCACGUAACCGAAGACUUUGUGUCUCCCGAACACCUCGUACAGUCAUUCCACCUGACGCAGGAACUGAGGCUGUCGAAGGAGGAGAUCAAUUACGAUGAUAAACUGCAGGUUAAAAAUAUCUUGUAUCACGCGGUUAAAGAAAUGGUGAGAGCUUUGAAGAUUCAUGAAAGUGAAAUGGAGGACAUGGAAGAAAGCUAAGUGCUCUCAACCUUUCUGUGUGACCAUCAAGUGGAGGUUAUUUUUCUAAUAUAUGAGCAGUAUGCACACUAAUUUAAGCUUCACAAACCAUCAGUGCCAAGAGAAUAGUCAUCGUAUUUACUUGUUAAUGACACUGCAACGGUAGAGCUUCAUAUCACAGCCACUGUGAUUACAUGUUAGACUUUAACAAACAAGCAGCCUUCUGCUGUCUCCUGUAUUAUAAUGUAUAUGAAGUUUGUGAAAUGUCAAAGAUUUAAGAUGAUGUAUUUAUUUUUGGAAAAAAAAACACAAAAUUCUAUGCUAUAUUGUUGAUCAAAUGUAAAUGUGACUUGUACAGUUUGCUAAACUAAUUCAGAUAUUUUUCACUACAUUGAGACAGUUACUGUGAGAGUAGGACACAAACACCAGCUAUUGCCUGCAUUUGGGAUCUUGCUGAGUCCGCACAGCAGUCAUGUCAUAAUCUGAAAAUUACUGCCAAAUAAUUGUAAACUUUGUAAAAUAUAAAGUAUAUAAAGUAGAUAUUAAAUACAGACACUUCAGUAUUUUAUUGAAGCUAUUCAGUGUACAAUUAAACGUUUUCAAAAGGUGUAAUUUAUUUAAAAAUUGUCUCAUUUUGGUAAAAUU
This is a messenger RNA of Nothoprocta perdicaria, 8187 nucleotides long. RefSeq names its product jumonji domain containing 1C (gene JMJD1C). Gene Ontology annotation, molecular function: transcription coregulator activity; histone H3K9 demethylase activity; chromatin DNA binding. The coding region runs from base 1 to 7563 and encodes 2520 amino acids. Gene Ontology annotation, cellular component: chromatin; histone deacetylase complex. The transcript is spliced from 26 exons. The record is from RefSeq and is a predicted model, not a curated record. Gene Ontology annotation, biological process: regulation of transcription by RNA polymerase II. NCBI's taxonomy places the organism in Eukaryota, Metazoa, Chordata, Aves, Tinamiformes, Tinamidae.